Messenger RNA from Pelobates cultripes (western spadefoot toad), 214 nucleotides. The record is from the annotation of a GenBank genome assembly. Lineage: Eukaryota; Metazoa; Chordata; Amphibia; Anura; Pelobatidae.
CAUUCCUCCCAAUAUUGUUAUUCCGAGAUCCGCGACAGCCAGGUUGACCAAAGAGUAGUUAAUGGGAUGUCGGAGUUGUCUGUAUUUAAAAGUUACUACAAUGACUGUGAUGUUCAGGAUCAGCGAAACAGUACAAAAUAUUGCCAUAAUGAUAGCCAGGAUAGUAUAACCAAUCCGUGGCAUGAAAACCUUGACAGUUUGUGCAUCUCCAGCG